AUGUACAUUUUAAACACAAAAAAAUGGGAUUUGUUAAACAGAGUGUAAUAUUUUGUAUCUUGAUAAUUCUGUAUACCUACACCUCGACGUUGUUGGAACCAAAACUACCAGUGAAUGUGGACGGAUAUGUUCACCCGGCAUUUAAACGAGUUGCAGACGUGUUCAGGGAAAAUGUUGAACUCGACAGAAAUCCUGGCAUAGCAUUUGCAGUUUACCACAGGGGUGAACUAUUAGUUGAUAUGUGGGGUGGUGACGCCGACCUUGAGGCUCAGAUACCUUGGAGCCGUGACACAAUAGCGCUUGCGUACUCGGUAUCUAAAGGUGUAGCAGCCAUUGUUGUAGCUAAAAUGGUUGAAAAAGGUCAUCUAGAUUAUGCCCGUCCAGUUGCCAAAUAUUGGCCAGAAUUUGCACAACAGGAAAAAGGAAAUAUCACGGUUGAGAUGUUGCUUAGUCAUCAGGCAGGUCUAGUGACACUUGAUGAACCAAUACAUGUUCGAGAUAUCAAAGACAAUCCAGAAAAGGUGGAUAAAAUACUGGCACGACAGAAAACAUCUUGGCUAGCAGGUACCAAUUUCGGUUACCAUUCGUUAUCGUCCGGUCCAUAUGUAGACACAUUAGUCAAAAAGGCUGACCCUAAAGGUCGGGACAUAGUUCAAAUAUUCAAAGAAGAUAUUGCCGAUGUCCAUGUCUGUCUUUACGCACAAUAACCCAGAUCUACGCUAGGUGCCAGUUUCUUCUGUCUUCACUUCCGGCACUGCACGUGCGUAUGCAAAACUAUACGGGAUUCUAGCUAAUGGAGGGGCGGGCCUGCUUUCAGAAAAUACUGUUAAUAAACUAGGAACGCCCAUUGUGUCUGGUGUGGAUUCAGUUACAGGACUUAAUGGUUCUUGUAGCACAGGGAUGCAAAUAAUGGAGAAUCCAAAGAGACAACCAGUGUUUGGACAUCCGGGUCACGGCGGUCAGAUUGCACUGGCGGAUGUAAACAAUGGUCUUGGUAUAGCAUUUCUCACUAACUACAUAACAGUCUAUGCGCAAGGUGACCAUCCACGAUAUUUGGCACUUGUCCAAGAACUUUAUAAUAUUUUGGACGAUUAUUUAAAGAGCAAGCGAUAAAAGACUUGAAGCAGCGUGUGUAUAUCAAAGAGAUGGAUGAAUAUUAUGUAUAUGUUAUAUAUUUAGAUGUUUUAACACGAACUUUUCCACGAAAAUAUUGAAACUCCUUGUAAAAUAAACGAGAGCUGUCAAAAGAUUGACAGGAAUCGUGCUAAAAUGGUGUUAUAAUGUUGAAGUGAUAGAGGUCUGCUUUAAGCUACUACAAUGUGUUUUUAUGUUGCUUUGGAUACGCGAAAAAGAUUUCUUGUCAUUUGAAAGGUAUUUUGGUUAGUGAGUGAUAAAGCACCAAGUUUUUUGAUAAGAAAGGCAAUAUGUUACCUCAAUGCCUGUGAAAGUGGUUAGCAAAAUAACUAUGUAACACAUAUAUCAGCUGAUUCGAACAGAGGCAACAACAAUAAAGAUACUAGCUAUUCUUUUAAGGGCAUUUAUUAAACAUAUAUACUAUAAAAGAAUAGAAUUCCUUUAAGCACCGAGCCCAGCAAUAUCAAUCUGGGUCUGUAUAAUAAAACCAACAUUCCUCAAAUCCGAAACUUUGGCUUAGACUUUAAGUCUCUAUAACUUAAAAAAUUGCCGUAACUUUGUAAUUCAUCAGUACUACUGAAACAGUGUAGUGCAUAGCUGGUAAAUCCAACAGUGAAACGCUCAAUAUCGUUUUAAAUGUAAUCAAUGUGUUAAUAAAUUUCCAUGAAUUACAUCUAAAAAUGGAAAAGGCCUUUUCACAAAACUGAUGAUACUGAAGAGUGGACGCUACUGUUUGAUAAGUGUAAGAGAACUAGCAGAUGUUUUUAUCAGAGAAUUUACAGGGACAAACAUGCAGCUAUAUUACCAUGGGUGGUAUUUGCUUUAAUCGUAAAGGACACUUUUGAAGAAAAUAUAAGAUAUAUAGUUACCUUUUAGAUAUAAAGUAAGAGCUGCUUAGAGUAAUGUGAAGGCAAUUCCGGUUCCUUCUUUUACAUUGGCAGGCACCAAACAGAUAGGCAAUCAGUAACCUUUAUUUAACUAAUCGACCUGACAAGCCCCGCCUCGAACGAGACACACCUCCGAUCUCGAUAUGCGCCUUCUAUAUUUGGAUUAUUAGUGUAUUAUAGCAGGAAUAAGAUAUUUACCAACUUGAAAUGUAAAUAUUUCAGAACUACAAAAAAUAUUUAAACUAGUGUAUUCAUAAACAUGUAAACUAUGUAAAAUAGACUUUACGUUAUCAAUGUCAUUGGCACAGCCGAUUUAUUAUAAAGAAAAUCAGUGUGGCUAUAGGAGAAAUUUGCAUCACAGGUUACAUUCUACCAAUUCAAUUCCUUAUUUAUUUCAUAUUAAUAACAAAACAUUCAGACCUCAUUUUCAGCACUUUAGAGCAUUUCAAUGAUAUGAAAACCAUAUAUGGUCAUUUAGUAUAACAUGUCUUCUUAUCAAAAAUAGAAAAAUAUUGACAUGUUAUGUUGUAUAUAAGAAAAAUAAUCUGUUCUGAGAAACAUCACCCUCUAAAAAUGCCCCCAUGAAAACAGCCGUUUACCAAUUACGCGUAGGUAGACAUUUUUCGCAAAGAAUAAAACUUAUUCCAGGAAAUUUACAAUGAAAAUGGUCUAGAUCUAUUCUCAAUACAAUAAGCAAUAAACAUAAGCCAAAAAUUUAACUGUCACCUCCUCAAGUCACUCAUUAUACCAGAUUUCAUCCAUAGCAUGGAACUACACUUUGGACUACUUCACAUGUAACACUGAGUAGUCACUUCCGGUUUGGUGUAAUCCGUCCUAACAAAGGUUCUUGUUAAACUUCAGUGGAUGUUUUAACUUUUAUUGGAGCAUAACAGGAUACCCAGUUUAUAUAUGACUCGAAAUCGCCGUUACAUAGAUUGUGCUUUAAGACCGGACGAUGUUAAAGAAAGUUUUUUUACCACUGUUAAAGAUAUCAAAUAGACAAAUUAAAUCGUUUACUAAGGUACAUUGGUGCAUUUUCAGUUCAGUGCAAUGUACAUAGCUUACGGUAAUUUGAAUCUGGUAACGUAGAAAUAGUCUGCUUCUGAUGUUACAAAAGGUCAGUAACAUUGUUUCUGUCGCUUACGCGUCGCUUGGAAGAUGAAAAAGAAACAAAACUAUCCCUGACAAAAGCGUAAGGGAGUCGACUCUUUGGCUAAGGGGUUAGAGAACUGGCCUUUCACACGAGCGAUCCGGGUUCGAAUCCCGCCACAGCUACUAGGGAUUUUUCAUCAUAAAAUGUUAUUUCCUCUUAGAAAUAUAUCCUCUUCAAUUUCAGUUACGCUCUUAAAUCGUAAGAUUGUAGUGAUGUUUAUAUUUGUAUAUUAAAAGUUGUCUUUUUUGUUGUAGUGCAUAUUUUCAACGUUUCUUUUGUGUGUUUUUCUAAAACAUUUUGUUUUAAGUGUUUGGUCUUACUAUACAAAUCAUACCUUUGCAAAUAAACAUAACUUUGUCGUUCGUGUAUAAUUAGCAGAAUAUUAAACAUAAAUUACGUUUUAAUGGCAGCCGUUUGAAUU
Molecule: messenger RNA, 3595 nt
Organism: Mercenaria mercenaria
Lineage: Eukaryota; Metazoa; Mollusca; Bivalvia; Venerida; Veneridae
Product: beta-lactamase domain-containing protein 2-like
Exons: 7
Coding region: 24-707 (227 amino acids)
Source: RefSeq, a predicted model, not a curated record